GUUUAAUUGACGUGAUAUCGUAGUCUGGAAACAAACAUAUCAAAUUAAUUUGAAGCUGAAUUACCUCCGAAUGAUGAUCAAAAAUACUUCCGUUCUUGUUUUAAUAUUCACAACUCUACUGCUGAAUACUCACAACGCUAUGGAGGGAAAAUCAUCAUACAAAACCUACUUUAAUCGAAAUGAGUUAUUCAACAAAACCCUUCUCGAUUUCACUGAUACUAAUAACAAAGGGGUAUUUACAGGUUGGAUAGAGUAUUCACAUACAGACCAACGAUCGAAAGCCACACUCGUGCCACUUUAUCGACAGAACAAACAAUCAGCCAUAUUCUUUUAUCUACUCAAUUCAGGACCAACUGGAUCGAGUUUCGCUGGCGUCCACAAGAUAAUUUUUGAUCCCGUUUGGCCAGCAUAUGACGGUGUUGUAAUUGAUCUUCAUAGACAAGGUCUUAAUUCUAAUUUCAAACUGAUCUUCUAUGGAAACUGUGGAGAUAUACAAAAUUGUGCAUCAUGUGAGUCAAAUUUCAAGACAUCUGGCGUACGACAACGUAUAGAACUACCGUUAAGGAGCUUCACACAACACUGUCGUGAAAGACAGAUGUCUAACCGACUGCCUUCCAAUCUAAACCAAGUAUCUCAAAUCGGAAUUCAAGCAUAUACAGGUAGAAAUGGGACAAUACAGCAAAAUGGUGUAGGAUCCAUCGAAAUAUUCACUAUUUCAAUAUAUAAAGAAGCUCGAAAGUCAUUUUGAAUAAAGCGAGCCUAUAUAAAAUUUUGACUACUUGAUAUGUUGCACUUAUUCAUGCUAUGAUAAUUUUCGUUUAUAUCAAACGACUUUGUCAAUAAAUAUCACAUAUCCACCUAUGA
This is a messenger RNA of Schistosoma margrebowiei, 864 nucleotides long. NCBI's taxonomy places the organism in Eukaryota, Metazoa, Platyhelminthes, Trematoda, Strigeidida, Schistosomatidae. The record is from the annotation of a GenBank genome assembly.